UCAGCGACUCUCAGGAAACAAACAUGGCAAGUCCCAAAAAGCCGGAACCGAAGCCCAAGACCGUCAUGACGGCCAAAAAAAUUAAGAUUCUCGUCGCAGUGGCGUACGGAAAUCUCUUUUUAGGGAGUUGUUAUUCACUCAUGGCCCCUAUUUAUCCCGCAGAGGCGGAAAGAAAGCAAGCAUCAGCAACAGCGUAUGGUUUAGUGUUUGGAGUAUAUCAACUUGCGAUGUUCAUAUCAGCGCCCAUUUAUGGAAAAAUAAUUAUAGUUCUCAAACCUGGAUUUUUGAUGAAAACUGGGAUGCUGGUUUCCGGAAUCUGCGUCAUAUUAUUCAGUUUUCUAGAUUAUGCUCCUCCUGGAGUUCCUUUCAUAGCACUCUCCAUCUUAGUCCGAGGAGUGGAUGCCUUGGGAGCCUCUGCCUUCCUCACUGCUUCCUACACAACACUGGGAUGUGAACUUCCGGAUGUCAUCGGAAGAGCCAUGUCCAUUGUGGAAACAGCAUUUUCUGUUGGAUUGGCAAUCGGACCCGUUAUUGGAGGAAUGUUAUAUGAAGUUGGUGGUUUUAGUCUGCCAUUCUUGGUUGUUGGAGCAUUACUACUCACUGGAACAGUUGUCAACAUGUUCCUAUUUACAGAUUCAGAUGACGUACCUCCACAGUCAAUCAGCGUCCGAAAACUGUUAGCAAAUAUAGAUUUUCUGAUAGACAUUUUGGCUAUAAGCGUGUGCUUUGCUAUGUUGGGAUUUAACGAGGCAACACUAGAACCCCACAUACGACAGUUCCAUCUAACGCCCACGGUCAUCGGCGGUAUCUUUUUGAUAUCGGGCGUGGUAGACGCUGUAUCCGCUCCAAUAUGGGGAAUAGUAUCAGAAAGGGUGCCUAAUGCCCAAGCUCUCACAUUUGUUGGAGGGCUUUGUUUCAUUAUUUGCUUUUUAAUAGUAGGACCAGUGCCAUUCCUUGAUUUUCAAACAUCUUUAACAUGGGUUAUUGUAGCUCAAGUAUUACUUGGCUUUGGAAUGGCCGGACAGAUAAUCAGUAGUUUAACUCACGGAAUGAAGCAUACAGUUCAACGUGGAUUUCCUGAUGAAGUUGGAACAUACGGUUUGAUUUCUGGGCUGCUGUUUUCAUCUGCAUGUCUUGGAGCAUUUAUUGGCCCAUCUAUAGGAGGAAUUCUGAUUGAUUAUGCAGGGUAUAAAGUUGCAACUGCUGCUGUAGUAGGUGUAGAAACUCUUGUGACUGCUAUCUGCGGGAUCCGGUUACUUAUCCGCAUGCUGCGCAAAGAAAGGACAGAACCAAACGAAGAUCAAAAAAGUAUUGACAAAGCCUAAAUUUGUACAUGAAUCUCAGUGAAGGAUGUAUCUGUAAAGAAUCUAGCGCCUGCAAGUUUCAUUUUCAGAAAAUGUAUAAAGGAGUCAGCUGCAUUUUAAAAUCAUUAUUUCCUCAUCAUAUAGUGACUACUUAAAACUGAUAUAUUUAUCACUAAAUAGUGAUAUUUUUGUUUCAUUUAUGGUCAUUCGUAAUUUCUUUGCAGAUGGUACAAGAUGUUUUAAAUGUAAAGUUUGGUAUAAUGUUAUAAUGUGCCUUAUUGUUGCAUGUAAUUGGUUGUGUACAGGUGCUAAGAGGAAUUAAAUAAAAUUUUAAUACAC
This is a messenger RNA of Argiope bruennichi, 1643 nucleotides long. RefSeq names its product MFS-type transporter SLC18B1-like. Lineage: Eukaryota; Metazoa; Arthropoda; Arachnida; Araneae; Araneidae. Gene Ontology annotation, molecular function: transmembrane transporter activity. The transcript has 13 exons. Gene Ontology annotation, biological process: transmembrane transport. Bases 24 to 1325 code for a protein of 433 amino acids. The record is from RefSeq and is a predicted model, not a curated record.